This is a messenger RNA of Colletotrichum paranaense, 2955 nucleotides long. RefSeq lists its product as uncharacterized. The record is from RefSeq and is a predicted model, not a curated record. Lineage: Eukaryota; Fungi; Ascomycota; Sordariomycetes; Glomerellales; Glomerellaceae. The transcript has a single exon. The coding region runs from base 1 to 2955 and encodes 984 amino acids.
AUGGGAUAUCCCUUUGGAGUCAAUGAACGGAUAUCCUAUCAGACAUUCAAAAGCAAAAGUGGCUCUAGAGGCACAGUUGAUGCACCUAUCGGAGCUACCGUGGCUGGUCUUUCAACGGAAACGCAGUGUCUAAAGCUAGAAAACUAUUCCUACUCAGAAAUUACACAGGAUGUCAACAAAUUAUCUCUGUAUUCUGUUCGAGACCUGGAGCUACAUUUCAAUAGCUGCGAGGAGCCACUAUCGAUACCUGGAUUCCAGGAUACGACCAUAUAUUACGGCGACACUACUGGAAACUUUUCUCAUUGGGGAAGCCAUUCUGCUUUGAUCAAACCAACAUCAUGUGCAGGACUAUCUCAUGAAUUUAAAUACUCUUUAUAUUAUGCGGCUCGCUUUGAAAGACCCACCAUCAAUUCUUCGUCGUUGGACUUUGAUCUUGCAGCAGUCUUUUGCUCUUCUGGCUUGUGGGUCUCAAGAGUCAAGGUCACCGACAACGGUACGAUGCCGCUAGUUGAAGUAUUACCGGACGAGAACAGAUACCCAAUCACCGCAAACCUUUGGGAUCUUAUCGGUAAUUCCGUACCUUUUGGUUUUAAUUGGAACCGAUCGAACAUCAAUCGGGUGUCGGGUCCAGUUGACACUGCCUAUAGCUUUUUCGGCAACUCCUCAAGAAUGGGCGUAGACUCAUCGGGCGCUUCUCUAUACACAAAUGAGGUGCUUUACCGAUCAGUCAUGGAUAUGUCUCGUAUUCUUGGCCCAUGGAUCGGACACUAUCGUCUUCGGCACAGCGAUGGCCAAUAUCUCAAUGCAACCGGGGCCGUUUUCACAAAAGUGACCAAGCUGAUGGUCAACAAGUGGACUUGCUUAUCCAUGACGACGAUUUUUGGACUGGCAAUGAUCAUGGUGGCUCUUGUACUUCUCUUCUUCGAAAACAUGACUAUGAUUUGGUACCGAGAUCUUCUCACAGUCAUUGGAAACAUGAUUUUUCUCCAACAUCAAAGAAGAUCUUCGGACGGAGGAUCAAAAGAUAGCCCUAGACUCAAAGACAAAGCGAUCGAAUGGGGCAACUGCGACUUUACACCACUUGUGUUGAAAGUUUGGGCACGGGCAUCCAUAAUUUCUCUCAUCGUUGUCGUCACAACGGGCCUCUCUUAUUCUCUGAAGACAUCGAUGGAGUACCAGGGAAUCGCAACAGUGAGUGAAGAGGCGAAUCAUGCGUAUCUAUUGUGGACUUCUGUCCCGACACUUUUGAUGCUCAGCAUUGCAUUAUAUAUCAACUCUUUCGACUCUACAUACCGAGGUCUGGCCACACUAUCCGCUCUUGCUACCAAAUCGUGUAGGGUCACAGCAAUGGAUAUGUCGUUCUCGAAUAUGUUAGGGCUACAAGUACUCUAUCACUCACUUCGAGCACAUAUUGGAACUGUCACCGUAACGCAGUUCUUAGCCAUUAUCUGUGGUCUGCUAACAACUCUGGCUUCGGUUGUUUUUACCGUCAAGACAAUCCCAGAGACGAGCACGAUCUCGUUACAACAGAAGACCUGGUUUGGGUCUGGAGAGAUAAGGAACGCUACAGAACUCAGCCGCAAGAGGCAGACUCUAAGCAGCCUCGUUCUUCGUCAGGGUGACGGACUUCUCACAUACCCCAAAAACACGUACGAUACUCUUGUCUUUCCAACAUUUGGCACCAGCGAUGGAUUAGACCCUUCGCAGAAUAUUUCAAUCAAGGCCAACAUGUCAGUUGCGAUGCUGAAGCCUAACUGCUGGAUAGUGCCUCCAGAUGUUUAUAACCUGACAAAACUGGAGCGGAUCGACUCCUCCGACGGUUACUUCACAGUUCAGCCCCAGAUCACCGAAAGCUUUACUUGCCCUAAUGGGAGUCAAGCUCAACUCUCCCAAACCAUCGCUUUCGUCCUUGGCGAAAGAAAGUCCGACUACGUAUACUUGGCAACAGGAUUAGACGCUCCAGAGGACCUACGCAUCGUGAAUAGGUCUUGCGGCUUGAGUCUCCGCGAUACCGAUAUCAUCCCGGCUUCAACCAAAUUCAUGACCUACGCCCUGGGAAAAUAUUCCCAAGAACAAGAAAAAUUCUCACAUCUCUCUAUCACAAGAUGUCAGUAUUCCUGGGUUGAGUUGCCCACCGAAGCCAAUUUCACCUUUCGCCAUGGGGAGUUUGUCUUGAAUCCAGGGGAUUUACCACGACCGGAUGAGUCUCGAGCUCAGCCCUGGGGCAUGCCUUUCAACAUACCAGACAUCCAUGAUGCACUCCCAGAAGUAAUGGCGAGUGACUCUUACGCAGGGUACUUCGACUCCUGGUUUAGAAUACUGUCUGCCCCAUUUGGCCGAUUUUCUUUGGAUGCAUUCGGGGACCCAAAUUUCGAAGAAGAAAUCCUUAAAGACAUACACCACCUAUAUGGGUUCCUUGCGGCUCAAAUAGUUAACUUCGAGAAUCGCCUUGACAUCACCCAGAAUUCGAAAGACAGCCCUCCGCCAACCCCUUUCAAUCUGACUGCCAACGUUAUCAACCUCAGUCGUCGCCGCCUUGUCCAGGAUCCGAUAGUGACCUACGUAAUCAUAGGGAUCUUGACUUUGACGGCACUUCUGAGUCUAUUGGUGUUGAUCACUGAUUCGCUCGGCACGACCUCGUCGAAAUCGCAACCAUUCAGCAUGAGAAUCGAGGGCCUUGCACCAGAUGGAUACAACAGCAUAGCCGCAAUGACCGCUCUCCUCAAAGACUCAAACGCAAUGGACCACCUCCCCGAAGGCGCCGAGCACAUGUCAAAGAAGGAACUCCACGAAAAGCUCUCCGGUCUCCGGUUCCGAAUGGGUUGGUUCUGGCGCGAGAGUACACAGACGCGGCACUAUACCAUUGGCGUCUUGGAUGAUGAGAACUUUGAGUUCCUGGGAAACAAGGAUGACAUUGCGAGGGAGGAUGCGUUGUUGAGGUAUCCUCCUGAAUGA